Anthostomella pinea is the source of this 1791-nucleotide messenger RNA. The record is from the annotation of a GenBank genome assembly. Lineage: Eukaryota; Fungi; Ascomycota; Sordariomycetes; Xylariales; Xylariaceae.
AUGUUCCCGCGUCGGACUAUCCAGGACUUUGAGCCUUCGCCGCCCACCUGCAACGGGCUGGAAACUUAUCUCGAGCUCCCGACGGCAGCUGAUAUGCGAUACAACCAGGAUAACAGCAUUGGGUCUCUGACGAUAGAAGCCCCUCCUCAACAGCAGUCGGUACUGAGCGCCUUCCCUGCACCGUUACUUAACUCCCACGCCAACACGGGGUACUCCCCUGAUACCAACUCCUUCUACUCCCCAGCCUCGCACAUAUCUUUCUCUGGCAUCGAUCCCAGGUCACGCCUGGGCUCCAAUAGCACCUCCUCCACGGGCAUGGCACAUGCCCACCGUUCCGCUGCGUUACCAAACCCAGGCUAUAGUGCGAGAGAUCUCUACGCUGGGGUGAGACCCUCUUUCCCAAGAACGACGGAGCACACAACCAGAUCGCCCUCGUUCGCUGCGCCUCUUCGACGCCAUCCUCUGUCGCCAACUCCCAGUCCCAGCAUCGGUUUCACGAGCCCGGUGAGAAUGGACACCGGCCACAGCUCGUACGGGAAGGGGGCCCAAGUACCCAAUAUCCCUCCGUUGAUGCCGAUGACUACGCAUGGUACGCUGGUAUACGCGGAUGCCGGCGCACCAGGCUCCGGGACGCCCAUCAAGAUCGAUAUCCAAGGAACGAUCGACAAGGGCUUCUUCCUCUCCGAAGGGGAGUGGACAUGUUACCGACGUAACUACUUCUCGUGUAUUUGUUCCUACAGCCUCACGCCCCAUUAUCCCAACGCAUCGAUGCAAUACGUUCCCACCGGAUCGUCCACUCCAUACCAAGUCUUCGGGUUUGCCAUGUGCAUCUCGGCUGUUGUGUCCGACAGCGACUCGCAUUCGAUCGAGUUGGUCCAGCACACUCCGAAGAGGGACAAGGGACCAACGGCGAGGCCUGAAAGAGUGAGGCUUACUCCCAAACCGCCCACGCAGUCAGCACACCCUCUUGGUGUCGCUGGCAUGUAUUCGGACCAUCACGGCAUGUCUGGUGGAUCCAGGUCGAUGUACGAACCAGGGGCGUAUGGCCAGAGCUCGCAAAACUCAUUUGCGACUGAGCACACAUUCGAGAGGAUCCAGUUCAAACAAGCAACGGCGAAUAAUGGCAAGCGACGAGCAGCCCAGCAGUAUUACCACCUGAUGGUGGAACUGUUCGUGGACGUGGGAACACAGAACCCAGGAGAUCAAUUCAUGAAGAUUGCGCAACGGAAAUCGGCCAAGAUGAUUGUACGUGGGCGCUCCCCAGGUCACUAUCAGACCGAACGACGAGGCAGCACCAGCAGUGGUCCCGGGGGAUCAAGUGGGAUGGGUAGUUACGGUAGCAACCAAGUUAUUGGCGCCGACUACAGCUCCGGCUCGUCUUCCAUGCUGCCGAGUGCAUACGGAACGGGAGGGUACGAUCCUCGAUCGGGACACUACGGCACUACACGCCACAAUGACAUGCCGUUGGAACCUAUCAUCUCGGCUGAAGAAGCAAAGGCCGUUGACACCGCGAAGGAAUAUCAGUACUACCCUUCCACCAUCUACGAAGGAGCUGACACGAGACACGGAAUCGAGAUGUUUUCUCACCGCGGCGAGCAUGAACACAUGUUGAGUCCAUCGACAACUACAGUCGACACGACGAUUUCGAAGGUCAAACACGAGUACGAUGGAACACUCCCUAGCCUCUUUUAUAAUCCCGGUACGGCGUACUCCCCUCGGAGCUGCGGUCGAUUCGAGGGCAAAUACACGUCGGCCGGAUACUACCCAACACCGCUCUCACAGUCAGGGUAG